UGGUCACACGAAAAUUGUUCUGAUCCUGACCACUAGUGUUGUUAUCUUGUUCAUUUUUUAUUUAUUUAUUUUAAAGUGAUUCGUUUAGUGUAUGUGUCAAAGUUCUUCUAAUAAUUCUAAUAGUGAUGGACGACAACAUGGGAAGAGCUUCACUGACAUGUGGACCGAGUGAAUGCAGUGUUCAGUGACGUAACAUUAGUGAACAGAUCCUAAGAGAACAACAAUAAUACAGUGGAGGUGGCACUAGUAAACAAUGGAUACCAAAAGCUCGAUCUCAUCACAGGAGUGGCACAUACCGAGACCAUCGCUAUCAGGCAGUAGUGGAGCCGGGAGCUUAAGCGAUGGGCGAUCUCGUGGUGGCUCCGCCUCCAGCCAAGGCUCAUCAAGUAACCACAGUACCCACAGUGUAUCAUCAGGCUCGUUGCUACUGAGCGCAGCGCAUUUAGCACGCAUGCACGGCAGAAGUGCAGAACAAGAUGAGGUUGGAAGCUAUCACACCAAAUUAGGGAGCUAUGGACGUAAGUCAGGUCAUUCAGAGGCAGUGGUCGCCAUUCCUGAGGAGUCACAUGAUGGUUUGGACUCUGUUUGGAAUGGUGUCAAACGAAGUUCGGGGCCGGGUCAAGACACGCAGUCAAUCGCCAGCUCGACCCACUUCACCGUAGUCAACGGCUACACAAAACAUCGCACAGGGAAGGAGCCCAAAUCCUGCUGUUGUGAUCAUUCGCACCAGAUAACUGUCCUCGUUAUAUCAAUGACGAUACUGUUCUCUGCGUGCAUACUCGCAGCCAUAUGCUUCGUUGAAAUGCGAAUGCGCAAGGAGACAGGGAUGUACAAAUAUUCAUAAUCUCAAGUAUAUCUCAAGUGAUAAGUGUAUAAGUAUUAAAUAAUCGACCACAAUUUACUUAGCUCGCAGUUUGCAGUUACUCGACAAUCUCUUGUAACAAAAUAUUACACGCGAGAAACUGUUUGUAACAUUUUUUAGACAAUUGCUUCACGUUCAAUAAGUACCAAUAGUUAGACAAUAUAAUAGUGCAAUAUCUUACUUACCCAGUUUGUACAAUAAUGUAGAAUAAUAUAACAUAAGUAAAACUUUAUUUAUUUUAAGCUAUUAAGCUGUGAUGUUCAUGUUAUUUUUAAAUAAUCUGAAGGCUAAAUUGGUUUCCUCUCGAUUUUAUAAAAAUUAAAUAUUAAUUAAUACCAUUAUGUUAUUAUGUGUAUUCAAAUUAUUUAAUAGGUAUUAAGUAAAAUCUGUUCGAUAAAUAGUUUAAAUUAUAAUGCGAUUAAUUUAUGAAUUAAGUAGGUAUUAUUUAGGACCCCGGAAAGCUGUGUGGAUAUGGUACGUCUUGAAAGAUAUGGACCAACGAUUCUGUAAAAUAGCAGUACAUGCGCAACAAAGGCUUUGUACCUAAAAAGGGAGACAGAUUACGUAGACAAGAGCCAUUUGAUCUGUAUCAUCAUAAUUUAAUUUUAUCAACGUGAUGACUGACGAUAUUUGAUUUAGCGCAACAAAGCGAUUACGACAGGCACCUGAUUACACCUCCAAGUAAAGGGUAGCAAUAGGUGUUUAUUACUCUUUCAACUACAAAGCCAAUUAAACUCGUUUAAGUACCAAUGUAACUAUUAUUUUGUGUAGUAAGUACUAAUUCAAGCGCGAUAAGUUCAACUGCACUGGUAUUACCUAGAUACUGUUAUAACAAAUCGUUAGGAAAUAAGAAAACGUACACUGUCGACACAGCUUUUAUACGAAUUUUAUUGAAAGUGUAAAAAGUUGCAAAUUUUCGUAAGAAACAUGAAAAUCUGCACCUUUAUUAUUGCCUAUACAUAAUAACGUUUGUUAUAGGACUAUUUUGUAAUAAGGCAGUGGCAUAAUAAUUAUAUAAAAAUGAUUAAUUUGGUUUUAUUAAAGUAAAUUAAUUCAAUUGUUAUCGACAAACUGUGAUAAUAAACGAAAAAUAACGA
This is a messenger RNA of Spodoptera frugiperda (fall armyworm), 1959 nucleotides long. RefSeq lists its product as uncharacterized. The record is from RefSeq and is a predicted model, not a curated record. Lineage: Eukaryota; Metazoa; Arthropoda; Insecta; Lepidoptera; Noctuidae. The transcript has 5 exons. Bases 254 to 844 code for a protein of 196 amino acids.